This is a messenger RNA of Lolium rigidum, 2340 nucleotides long. RefSeq names its product pentatricopeptide repeat-containing protein At1g08070, chloroplastic-like. Lineage: Eukaryota; Viridiplantae; Streptophyta; Magnoliopsida; Poales; Poaceae. Gene Ontology annotation, biological process: RNA modification. The transcript has a single exon. The record is from RefSeq and is a predicted model, not a curated record. Gene Ontology annotation, molecular function: protein binding; RNA binding; zinc ion binding. The coding region runs from base 1 to 1908 and encodes 635 amino acids.
AUGCUUCCCUCCAUCCUUUCAAAAUCAAGAAACGUGCCGUCACACCGCCGGCGUCGCCGUCUCCGUCGUCUUCUCUCCUCUUCCCUCGGCAGAGCUACAGCUGUCGCACCCGCCACCACCAUUACAGCAUCACCACCUCCAAGCUCCAACUCGCACCUCGCUUCUUCUCCUCAUUCCUACAACCAAUACGCCUCUAUCCUCCAAUCCUGCGUCGCCGCUGGUUCCCUGCGCACCGGCAGGCAGCUCCACGGAAGGCUACUCGUCUCGGGCCUCGGCUCCGACACUGUCUUAGCCACCAAGCUGGUUGAUCUGUACGCAGCCCGUGGCCAUGUCGAGCACGCGCGCCGCCUGUUCGACGGAAUGCCCAAGCGGAAUGUGUUCCUCUGGAACGUGCUGAUCAGGGCCUAUGCACGAGAGGGGCCCCGAGAGGCUGCAGUGCAGCUUUACCGCGGGAUGGCAGAGCAUGGUGUGGAGCCAGAUAACUUCACGUACCCGCUGGUGCUCAAGGCGUGCGCCGCACUCCUCGACCUGAAAACCGGGAGGGAGGUGCACGAGCGUGUCUCGGGCACGCGGUGGGGCGAGGAUGUAUUUGUUUGUGCCGGUCUUGUGGACAUGUAUGCCAAGUGUGGGUGCGUGGACGAUGCUCGAGCCGUGUUUGAUGGGAUUGCGAUGAGAGAUGCUGUGGUGUGGAAUUCCAUGAUUGCUGCUUAUGGGCAGAAUGGGCGGCCCAUGGAGGCGCUUUUAUUGUGCCGCGACAUGGCUACAAAUGGUGUAAGGCCGACGAUUGCCACUCUGGUGAGUACAAUAUCAGCAGCAGCUGAUGCGGCUGCUCUACCUAGAGGGAGAGAGCUGCAUGGGUUUGGUUGGAGGAGGGGCUUUGGGCAGCAGGAUAAGCUGAAGACUUCCCUUGUGGAUAUGUAUGCCAAGAGCGGGUGGGUUCAGGUGGCCCGCGUUCUCUUUGAUCAACUCACGAAGAGGGAACUUGUUUCCUGGAAUGCCAUGAUAUGUGGAUACGGGAUGCAUGGCCAUGCUGACGAAGCGCUCAAACUUUUUAACAAAAUGAGGGUCGAGGCUCUAGUGACUCCUGACAACAUCACUUUUGUUGGGGUUUUAUCAGCCUGCAACCAUGGAGGUAUGGUAAAAGAAGCAAAAUAUUUUUUUAGUUUGAUGGUGGAUGUGUACUCCAUCAAACCGACAGUGCAGCAUUUCACUUGCCUUGUGGAUGUUCUUGGCCAUGCUGGUAGGUUUGAAGAAGCGUAUGAUCUCAUAAAGGGCAUGUCUAUGGAACCAGAUUCAGGGAUAUGGGGUGCACUUCUCAAUGGUUGUAAGAUUCACAAGAAUGUUGAACUAGGUGAACUAGCCCUGCAGAAGUUGAUUGAGCUUGAGCCUGAAGAUGCUGGUAAUUACGUGCUUCUAUCAAAUAUCUAUGCUCAGUCUGGGAAAUGGGAAAAGGCUGCAAUGGUUAGGAAGCUAAUGACCAACCGAGGCCUGAAAAAGAUCGUUGCUUGCAGUUGGAUUGAGUUGAAAGGGAAAACACAUGGAUUUCUUGUUGGUGAUGCAUCUCAUCCUCGAUCAGAUGAAAUUUAUGUAGAAUUGGAGAGAUUGGAAGGUCUCAUGAGCGAUGCUGGAUAUGUGCCUGACACCAUGCCAGUUUUCCACGAUGUGGGAGAUGAUGAAAAGAGGAACAUGGUGAGGGGCCAUAGCGAGAGACUGGCCAUUGCAUUUGGGCUUAUUAGUACGCCUCCUGGGACAAAGCUUCUUGUGACUAAGAAUCUUCGAGUUUGUGAGGACUGUCAUGCUGUCAUCAAGCUGAUUUCGCAGAUUGUGCAGCGUGAAAUCAUCAUAAGAGAUGUUAACCGCUACCAUCAUUUUGCAAAUGGUGAAUGCUCUUGUAAAGAUUACUGGUGACCCAUGAUGACUAAACUAGUUGAAUUUGGCAGCAUGUGGCCGUAGUGCCAGUCUUGUACUCUUCUAGUUGUAUGACAGAAGAUAGUCCUGUCCAAAACAGUUUACUGCAAUGCUGUUCUACCAUACAAACUAAGAUUCUGACUAGGCGAGCUGGAAGCUAAAAAAUGCAAAGGUGAUGAAUUUGAUAUGGAGCCUCUCAUGCAUGUAAAAUCAUUCAGAAAAAUAAAUUACCAUGUUGAAUGUGGGAUAUCUGGUUCUCCACUGGUCUUGGUUUACUUGAAUCCCUGUCAGGAGUGGUGUAGACAAAAACCAUCGAGUAUGAGGUGCAAAACGGCUCUCCUCUCUCCAUCCCCAUCGUACUUCGUCCGUCAAUCCUCAAUGGUGUUGAAUCCUCCUUUAGUUCAUGAUGGAGGGCCUCCUCUGUUGGGAUUU